AAAAGUUUAUUUUAAGAUAAGUACAGUUGGCUUAAAUUAACACUAUCCAUUGUAUAAUUAAGUCCAUUUGGUUCAUUAUUUACAAUUAAUUGAAACAAACUUAACCGCUAAAUGCUAACCGGUUAGGGAUAGGUGUUCAUGUUAGCGAAAGAUUGCUCUACCAUGCAGCCCUGGAAAAUGUUAUCGAUAUUUUCUCCCAUGGAACCUUCGAUUUCUGUGCACACCUCCGAUGGCAGAUGGACUCACGAACGCGACGGUAAAAGAUACAAGAUACUCAAUCUUGAAGUUACAACAAACUUCCGUUCCGUGCGUGUUUCGUCGAGGAAUAUUGCAUAAAUUGAUGGAAUCGCACAUUGACGAGCAGACAAUCCGUUGAGUGCAAUAGCAGUCUGCCGUUUAAUUACACAAAAGAGUGAAAAUACCAGUGCGUGUGUGUGUUUGCGUGUGUUUUUAAUAUCUGUGUGUGUGUCGUCCCAACAAAAAUUUCCAAUUUCAAGAAAACCAAAAUACUGUGAGCAGCAGAUUGGGAAAUCAAACUAAAAUAUGCUUAAACUACACUUUGAAUAAAUUGAAACAAAUUGCCAACUAGCUGAAAGCAACCGGAGCACCGAAAAUAGCAGAGGGCAGCAAAUCAGGAGAAGAAGCCCCACCGGAAUCUACUGCCACGUUCAGAGCUUCCAAUGGGUCAUCACUUCAGCAAGCCUGCAACUGCACGAGCCAACCAGAGCCACAACCAGAGCAGCAGGUCCUCCAGCGACGACAUCAAGGAAUUCGACUCAAUUAGCCUGGCCGAGGAGCAGCUCCAGGCGGAAGAGAUCGCCAGCAGCUCGCCGGCGGAAGUGCGUCAGAUCAUCAUUAAGAUUCAGCUGGCCAAGAUGGAGAACGGCAAUGCAGGUGCAUCGCUGGUGGAGCAGCAGUUCCCCGAGGAGCGGCUGGUGAUAGAGGAGGGCGGCUCCGCGGACGUGGAGACGGAAGGUGCCGUCGCCUCGUUGUCUGCGGACACGCUAAAUGCAAAUGGCCAGAUCGUCAAUGUGGGUGUGGGCAUGGGCCUGGAAGUCGGUGUCGGUGUUGGUGUGGGGGUCGGGGUGGUGCCAAAUCGAACUGCCGGCAGUUCAACGGAAGCGCCAAAAACCGAGAGACAGUCCGUGAAUAACAACAAUUUAGCGGGAAGCGUCGGAGCGGCGAUUAGUACUCUGCAAUUGCAUGACGGGAACAGCAACAACCCCAAACCCACACCCGACGAACUCGACGCCGUCGACGUAGACGACGACGAUGUGGUGGAUGAGUCGCUGCUCCGUCGGCGUCGCAGCAGCGGCAACCACGAGUCCGAAGUCGUUGAGUACUGCGAGGUGCUCGAGUCGCUGCCAGUCAGCGGCAUGUUGUCGACGGGAACGCAACUCACGAGCAAGCAAGCUACCAGAAACAGUUCAACGAACAGUUGCUGUCGGAGUCGCAGCAGCAAAGCAGUGUCCAUGGGAGCCACAGUCUCGUCUUCGGUCGCCGGAUCGGCGGCCGCCGCCUCCUCCUCCGGUUCCAAGCGGCGGUGCUGCAAGUGCAAGUGUCGCGACGCCUUCCGGGGACUCAGGGACAUGCUGCCCACCUCCUCGGGCAGUAACUCCUCCAACUCAAGCAAAAAGGACACCAGUGCGGCAACCAGUGCGGCAGUAUCGCGGAAAGCCCGUACUGCGGAUCGUCGGUCCACGCCGGCCACCUUGGGGUCUGUCAGCGGCAGCUCCUCGAUGCCCGGCCAGAGGCUACAGAGCCAGAGGAAGCGCAACUCGGUGGCCGUGCCGGAUGCGAGCCACCAUCAUCACCAGGUGAUCAUCAGGAUAACAUCGCCGCGCUUCGUCGUGGAGUCGCCCAACGGCCGGGUCACCGUGGUCACGGAGCCAGUGGCCCCCCAAACGCCCCUCACUCCGCCCCAGCCGCGCCCCAUGACGGUAGCCGUUCCGGGCAACAACGCAGCAGCAUCCUCGUCCUCGUCCCGCAACGUGACCGUGCACUCGCAGAUCGACUUCAUGCACUGUUUGGUGCCCGAUCUCGAAAAGAUCACGAACAGCAGCUUCUACUGGGGCAAGAUGGACCGCUACGAGGCGGAGCAUCUGCUCGAGGGUAAGCCGGAGGGCACGUUCCUGCUUCGCGACUCCGCCCAGGAGGAGUUCCUCUUCUCGGUCACAUUCCGCAAGUACGGCAGAUCUCUGCAUGCCCGCAUCGAGCAGAGUGGUCACAAGUUCAGCUUCGACUGCCACGAUCCGUGCGUUUUCACAGCCCCCACGGUGACGGGCCUCCUGGAGCACUACAAGGACCCCGCCUGCGUCAUGUUCUUUGAGCCCUGCCUCACCAUGCCACUGCACCGUCGCCAGACCUUCUCCCUGCAGCAGCUGGCGCGGGCCACCAUCGUCUCCAAUACUAACUACGACGGAAUCAACCAGCUGGAGCUGCCUGGAAGGCUGAAGAGCUACCUCAAGGAGUACCACUACAAGCAGAAGCUGCGCGUCAAGCCCUGCGACCUGAACACCCCGGUGCCCUGUUACGGGGACGUAUAGCGGGCGGAGCAACAGGUGGGCUUCGCCUACUACGAGGAUGUGGAGAGCCAGAGCGAGGACGAGGACGACGAGGCCGUUAACAUACGGGUCUCCUAUGUCCAGCACGCCGAGGUGGUUGCCCAGCUGCAGCAACAGCAACAACAACAACAGCAGCAGCAGCAGGCCUCCACCAGCGCCAAGUCCUCCUCGAAUCUGCAGGAGCAGCUCAGCCGGUUGCCCAAUCGGAUGGCAGCCGCCCUGGGCAGGAUGUCGGCCAAUCUGAACUGUUACCAGUCGGUGACCUGAUGAAGCUGACCUAAGGAACGGAAGCCGCAGGAACAACCCUAGAAACCAAAACUCAACUCGAGACAAUCCCAGUGCAUUGUGUGUGCCGCCACCAUAAAGAAAACCAAGCAUAAGCUACAAAAAGCCCUAAAAACAAAACAAAUGUCAAGAGUGGCCUGCGUCCCAGCCACUUGGAGUUAAGACACUCUUGUUGGCGGGUGUCUGAGAAGUAGAAAUCAAAAUCGCAUAUAGAUAAUUGUACUAUAAACUAAGUAUUACAAAAGAAGCCCCCUCUCCUUCAAUGAUAAGUAUUACAAAAAGAAAAGCCAACAAUCAAGCAUUAUAUUUUCCCCCCAAGUAUUUUUGUAAUAUUUCGUUGUAUUUAUUUUAAUCUAUUGAAUCUAAAUUAUGUGUAAAUAUUUUAAAUAUUACUAUUAUAAAUAUUAUACAGCCUAGUUAGUGUAAACCUCUCAUUAGCCAAAUUUCCAAUUGUAAUUUCGCCUAUUUAUACAAAUAUUAUUUAUUUAUUCGAAGUGAUUUCGUUUCGUUUCGUGGCGAGUGCUUUGUUUUUAUCACACAAACCAAUUAUACAAAUGUAAACCAUUGUAAAUAGACCCCCUUCCCCCACUAGCUAAUAGCUAUAUUAUUAUACUGAAAUUAUAAAUCAUGUAUUCCUACCUAGGUGGUUGCUGUUAUUCGUAAACAUUCAAUAAGCAGUUGUUUCAAAACCUAUUGACAUAUCCGAAGUGUUGAUGAGCAUGAGAAUCAAUAUUCACAAAAAACAAACAAAAAAAUCUAAAGAAACAAAAAAAUAAGCCAAACAAAUAAAGUUCAUGAAGAUAUUAGAAAAA
This is a messenger RNA of Drosophila ananassae, 3661 nucleotides long. RefSeq lists its product as uncharacterized. Gene Ontology annotation, molecular function: 1-phosphatidylinositol-3-kinase regulator activity. Bases 681 to 2546 code for a protein of 621 amino acids. Gene Ontology annotation, cellular component: phosphatidylinositol 3-kinase complex. Gene Ontology annotation, biological process: phosphatidylinositol phosphate biosynthetic process; intracellular signal transduction. The record is from RefSeq and is a predicted model, not a curated record. The transcript is spliced from 4 exons. Lineage: Eukaryota; Metazoa; Arthropoda; Insecta; Diptera; Drosophilidae.